Molecule: messenger RNA, 540 nt
Organism: Knipowitschia caucasica
Lineage: Eukaryota; Metazoa; Chordata; Actinopteri; Gobiiformes; Gobiidae
Source: the annotation of a GenBank genome assembly
AUGCCGGCGGUCCCUCAAGCAGAGCCCCAACCUCACACCCACUCCACUCACCCGCUCAUUCUGGGGUGUAGUGGAGACUUGUCACCACGCUGCACAAGUCAAGGCCGGUCUGAAGUGGGCGGGGCACAGGAGGCACCCAAAGGACACACAGAGACACCCAGCCCCAAGGGGAGAGAGGGGAGAGCCACGUACAGUCUCCCAAACCUCCCCCGCGCCUCCUCCUCCGUCCCUCCCGCCUCGAAGCGUCUGCACCGUGACAUUCUCUCCCAUUGGUUUGAUCCAGAGUCUUCCCCCUUCAAAAAGCCGGGAGGGUUGGGGGGUGAGGUGGUGGGGGCCGGGACUCAGCUCGCCCUCCCCGCCUCAGCUGCCCUGGCUCGGGCCUCGUGUGAGUGGAGCCUGUGGGCCCUGGUGGUUUGUGCCGACGCUGCUCGGUGGAACCCCAGGGGCUGGUACGAGACCUCACCCCCUCACCCUCUCCAGCUCCCCUUCAUCCCCACUGUGGCUCCUCCCUGCUCUGGGACACCACGCCAGAUGUGCUGA